CAUUGACUUUCCAGUGAGUUGAUGUGGGAUGAAUGCAAUUUGUACUUCAUGAAGCCAUCAUACUCCGGCUCGACAGUCGACUGGAGCUCUUCGACUCGAAGCGAAUCCCUUCAUGGACAGCUGGGAUGGCCCCAGCAGAUCAAGGCUGUCACGCUGCCUUUAGCAGCAACACAUACGGAAGGUUUUUGUGCAUCUCGAAGAUAAGCAAAUCGACCAUCUGCCCUCUUUCCCUGUUCACGGGCUUUGCUGUUCGACACGAGGCCCUCGAAUCAAAGCUGUGAACCUCGUCGAGGGGGAUGAAAUAGCCAUCAGUUAGCAAUUCUCCCCCUUUGAAUAACCCUAUUGCUUUGCCAUGCGCUUCUUUCUCGUCGCUGCGGUGGCUGUGAUUGCCCUCAUUUCCAGCUCCACUGACGCGCUUGCUGAGACCUCAAACGCUGUCAACUCGGUGAACGACAACCAGGGCUUCGCUCGUUCGCUGCGAAGCCACACGACCAGCACGGAGGAGCGUUCGGUUGCAGAUAUUCUCAGUGAGGUUGAUGAGGAGGACCGCGCAGUGUGGACCGUUAGUUACCGUGCUUGGUACAACGCCAAGCUGACGCCGACGCAAGUUAAGACGGUGUUGGGCGUCUCCCAAGCGGAAAUGAACAAGGUUGCGAGGCAACUCCAGCAGCUUUACCUCGGUUACUUCUCGUUCUACACCGCCAUGGAGAAGAGGAAAGAGGAGAAGAAGAGGCUGGCCACACCGUAGUUUCUAUCGAGUGAGAGAAAUUUCGGUCACGACUUAAUCGAAAGUAAUAUUUCGCGUGUGUAAAGAAAAAGAAAGCGUCCUUGAGAUGCUUUCGUGUAUGUACCUAGUCUCGGCUUCU
Molecule: messenger RNA, 866 nt
Organism: Phytophthora nicotianae INRA-310
Lineage: Eukaryota; Oomycota; Peronosporomycetes; Peronosporales; Peronosporaceae
Exons: 1
Coding region: 353-748 (131 amino acids)
Source: RefSeq, a predicted model, not a curated record